UGCUGUGUGACUGGCUGGCAUCCACACUAAGUAGAAUUUAAGGGUUUUAGUCAUUAUACAUCAGCUGCCAGGGCUAAUGGAUACAAUCAUCCUCGGAAAACAUGCUCAAAGGAAAAAGAAUCGGCGCAAGACAUCGUUCACACAAUGGGCUCUGCGUUGCCAGCUGUCACUGACAAACCCGAAGCCUUCAGCGACCAUGCGCAUCCUCCCAAAGAUUCAGCUCCUUCCCGGUGUCGUUCUCUCGACGAGAUCUCUUUACGCAGAGAGAGAGCGAAAGAGAGAGCGAGAGAGGGUGGGGGUAAGUGGAAGAGGAAGAAUGAGGAAGACGAGCCUCUCUCUCUCUCUCUCUCUCUCUCUCUCUCUCCACUCCGGUCCCAACCCAAGCACACAUGCGGGCUCUGCUGAUGAAGCUCCGCCGCGGUCAUUCAGGUCGCUCCGGAGGCGCUCCAUGGAAACACGCCGACCGCACUCUCGCCACCAACAACAGAUAAACAAACAAACACACCAGGAAGCUGCAGGAAGAAGAAGAAAAAAGUGCCCGUGUGCAUGGGAAUUCGGACCGGUUUGCCUCCCCUCCACUACUAACACCACCACCACCACCCCCUCCUCCUCCUCCGCCUCCUCCUCCUCAGACUUGUGUGUGCCUUCGCUCGGGGGCCCCGUCCGCCGUCUCGGUGGUUAUAAGAGAAGCUCCACUCGGCUCACCUCCACUCGGCUCACCUCCGCUCGGAUCACAGCUCGGCGAGGAAGGUUCCUCAUCGAUCGUCACCUCGCGUCUCCGAUUCAGACGUCAACAUGGCCCCGAAGCUGUCAGUCAUCGCCCUUGUUCUGCUCGUCAGGCUUCAGCCUUUGCUGGCCGGUGCGCCCCCUGAGCCCAGCUUAGGCAGCUCAGUGUCGGCGGUGUCCACUAAUAAAACGGAGUGCAGCAAACCAGAAGAGUGCACGCCCGGCGUCAUGCUGCCCGUGUGGGAACCCAUGAACCCGUCAUUUGGCGACAAAGUAGCCCGGGCGACUGUGUACUUUGUAGCUCUGGUUUACAUGUUCCUGGGCGUGUCCAUCGUCGCCGAUCGCUUCAUGGCGUCCAUCGAGGUGAUCACCUCACAGGAGAAGGAGAUCACCAUCAAGAAACCCAACGGAGAGACCAGCACCACCACGGUGCGCAUCUGGAACGAGACCGUGUCCAACCUCACCCUAAUGGCCCUGGGCUCCUCGGCUCCGGAGAUCCUGCUGUCUGUUAUAGAGGUGGUGGGCCACGGCUUUGACGCCGGCACCUUGGGUCCCUCCACCAUCGUGGGCUCGGCCGCAUUCAACAUGUUCGUCAUCAUCGGUAUUUGCGUUUGGGUGGUGCCUGACGGCGAGACCAGGAAGGUCAAGCACCUGCGGGUGUUCUUUGUCACCGCUUCCUGGAGCAUCUUUGCCUACAUCUGGCUCUACCUGAUCCUGUCGGUCAUUUCGCCCGGCGUAGUGCAGGUGUGGGAAGCCCUGCUUACCUUCUUCUUCUUCCCAAUCUGCGUGGUGUUUGCCUGGGUGGCCGACCGACGUCUGCUUUUCUACAAGUACGUGUAUAAGCGCUACAGGACGGGCAAGCAGCGCGGCAUGAUCAUCGAGACCGAAGGCGACCGGCCGCUUCCUUCUAAGGUGGACAUCGAGAUGGACGGCAAGAUGCUCAACUCUCACGGAGUCGACUUCCUGGACGGCCCGCUGGGUUUGGAUAUCGACGAGAAAGACCUGGACGAGGAGGAAACCCGUAGAGACAUGGCCAAGAUUCUCAAGGAGCUCAAACAGAAGCAUCCAGACAAAGAGGUGGAGCAGCUAAUAGAACUGGCCAAUUACCAGGUUCUGAGCCAGCAGCAAAAGAGUCGGGCUUUCUAUCGCUGCCAGGCCACCCGGCUCAUGACGGGCGCGGGCAACAUCCUGAAGAAACACGCCGCCGACCAGGCGCGCAAGGCCGUCAGCAUGCACGAAAUGUGUUCCGAUGCCGGCGACAAUGACCCGAUUUCCAAGGUGUUCUUCGAACCCGCCACCUACCAGUGCCUGGAGAACUGCGGCACGGUCGCAGUGAACGUCAUGCGGCGCGGCGGCAACCUGGCCAAGACCAUUUCCGUGGAGUACCGGACCGAGGACGGCACAGCCAACGCCGGCUCGGACUAUGAGUUCACCGAGGGCGUGGUGGUGUUCAAACCUGGCGAGACGGUCAAAGAGAUCCGCGUGGGAAUCAUCGAUGACGACAUCUUCGAGGAGGACGAGAACUUCCUUAUCCACCUGUCCAACGUAAAAGUCCUGACGACAGAAGGCGAGGAGCCCACGGAGGACGAGUCGGCUAACCACGUGGACUCGGUGGCCUGCCUGGGCCUGCCGGCCACAGCCACCGUCACCAUCUUUGACGACGACCACGCCGGAAUCUUCACGUUCGAGGAGCCCGCGUUCCACGUGAGCGAGAGCGUGGGCACCAUGGAGGUGAAAGUGCUGAGGACGUCGGGCGCCCGCGGCGUGGUCACGCUGCCCUACAAGACGGUAGAGGGGACGGCGCGGGGCGGCGGCGAGGACUUUGAGGACGCACACGGCGUACUGGAGUUCCAGAACGACGAGAUCUUGAAGAGCAUAACGAUUAGGAUCUUAGACCGUGAGGAGUACAAUAAGCAGUCCUCCUUCUACCUUCUACUCGAAACCCCCCAGUGGAGGAGAGGCAGCGGGACAGAGUGGACAGGUGAGAAGCUGCAGCAGAAAGAGGAGGCGAUCGUGGAGGAAGAAGAAGCUCUGACGGGGAUGGACGAGGAGGAGAGGCGCAUCGCCGAGAUGGGUCGCCCCAUGCUGGGAGAUCAUGUCAAACUGGAGGUGGUCAUUGAGGAAUCCUACGAGUUCAAGAACACAGUGGACAAGCUUAUAAAGAAGACCAAUCUGGCUCUGCUGGUGGGGACCAACAGCUGGAGGGACCAGUUCAUCGAGGCCAUCACGGUCAGCGCAGGUGAGGACGACGACGAUGACGAGUGCGGCGAGGAAAAGCUGCCAUCGUGCUUCGACUACGUCAUGCACUUCCUCACCGUCUUCUGGAAAGUCCUGUUCGCCUUUGUGCCACCUACCGACUAUUGGAACGGCUGGGCGUGCUUCGUCGUGUCCAUCUGCAUGAUCGGGCUGCUCACCGCCUUCAUCGGCGACCUGGCGUCUCACUUUGGCUGCACCGUGGGCCUGAAGGACUCGGUCACAGCGGUGGUGUUUGUCGCCUUGGGAACGUCGGUACCAGACACUUUUGCCAGCAAGGUGGCAGCCAUCCAGGAUCAGUACGCCGACGCCUCCAUUGGCAACGUGACAGGCUCCAAUGCUGUCAAUGUUUUCCUAGGCAUUGGGGUGGCGUGGUCCAUCGCCGCAAUCUACCACCAGAGCAACGGCAACAUUUUCCGGGUGGACCCGGGCAAGCUGGCCUUUUCCGUCACGCUCUUCACCAUCUUUGCCUUCAUCUGCGUCGCCAUACUGAUGUACCGGCGGCGGCCCGAAAUUGGCGGCGAGCUGGGCGGGCCGCGGACUGCCAAGGCCCUGACCACCAUGAUGUUUGUCAGCCUUUGGCUCCUCUACAUCCUCUUCUCCUCACUGGAGGCCUACUGCCACAUCCAGGGCUUCUAAGAUGGUGAAAUACGAUCCAGAAGGGGGAGGGGGGAUUUCAGGGGGCGGAGUCAAGGUGGCCUACUCGGUCUAUCGUUCCCUCUCUUUUUGCGGAUCGACUGGCGGCUGAAUGGAUGAAGGAGCGAAGGAUGCACCGGUGCAUCUGAAAACACAAGCGAAGGAAAACGUGGACGCGGAAUCACACCGGAACUAUUCGAAUGCAUUUCUUCAUUUAAAACAAAAGCCACUAAGAAAAAAUGGUCUUAAAUUUGCCGUCCGUAGAGUUCGCGCACCAGGUAGAAUUUUCCAGACUGAUUUGUUGCGUUUGUGACUCCGUGCAUGAGUGGACGAUACUGACAAUAUGACCACAUGAGAGCCAGUGUGUGUGUGAGGGUGUGUGUGGGACAUCACUGCUGCUUAGGGACUCAAGUACUGAGUAGUCAAGUACUGUGAAAACAAACAACAAGAUAAACUCGCCUCUUUGGUUUUUGCGCCGCGAGACUGAAAAUGCUUUUAAGUAUUCAACGCGUUGGUUUUUUUCCAUUGGCCUGUAGAAACGCCGAGUCGUCGUCGUCCGUGAGAUAUGUAAAUAAAGCCCAGCUUACUCACGAGUUGCGUUCGCAGUUCGAAGCGAAUGUUUUUCCCCGGUCGCGCUGGACCCCUUUUCUCUUGCUUUAUACUGUAGAAUGCGGUUCUGACAAGACAACAAGAGCUUAUAUACCUUUAAUCAGGCCUCGUCUGAUCGGACAAAAUGGCCACUAUACCGUUUAAAACUGUUAAGAGUAUUACAAGUGCAUAUAUAUAUAUAUAUAUGUAUAUAUAUAUAUAUACUUUAUAUAUUAUAUAAUAUAUAUAUAUAUAUAUAUAUAUAUAUAUAUAUAUAUAUAUAUAUAUAAAUAAAUAAAUUAUGUUUGUUCUCACCUAGUGUAGAUGUAAAAAUACAAAUAACAUUAAGGUACCACCCUUUGUCUCUUGUUUUCCACGUGUUCUUAAACCAAAACCCUACUACACUCCUCCACACAAUCGAUGGACCAUUCCAAAUCCUUAAGGGCUGACCUACAUUUAUUACCACCUUACCCUUAACCCGAACUUGUUCCCUUGCUUGUAGUUUUGUCUACGGGGUACAAACCUGAUAACAAUGGCUAAAGCUGAGGUUGCGUAAGACGGGACAGCCCCCCUCAAAAAAGAUUCCAGCUGUUGAGAGUAAAGGUUUUCUGUCAUUCUUAAGCCCAAAAGUAUUUUGACCAAAUGUAUUCAGAGACCUGGGAACUUUUUAAAAUGGUGAAAAAAUCUGGAGUCCACACCCCCGAUCAUCUACCACAGCUCGUCCUGGAAAAAUGGAUGCUUACGUUAGCUCAUGUCGUUCUUAUUUACAAAUGAUCUUAAAUCCUACUGGUGGCUGAAAUAUAUCUCAGAAAGUUGCCGCGGGGCUUUUCCACACAGCAACAACGAGGCGCUCUAUAACAGCCAAGUGUGUCUAGGUACUGUUUUAGCCAUGCCCCAAAAAAUCUGAAAACUGAAUUGUUAAUUGUUGUCUUUGCACGUGUUCAGCACUUAAACAUAAUUAGAAACAAAUCUCUAAAAUCUCAUUUCAGGGUUUUUCAAGUCUUUCUUAUCAAUUUUGUGACGGAAACUGAUGACGGGUAAAUUGUUCCAACUUUUGUUUCAAUUUGUUGAAAUUGUUUCUAAUUUAAUGAUGACCGAUGUCAUUGGGCAGAAUUUUCCCGAUGAUAUGUUCUUUUACUUGAUAUCUUAUUUUAAAGAUAGAAUUUGCAAUUAGAAGUGUCAAUCAAUUUUCAACACAGCUCUAUGUAAAACUGGAGGUGAGUUUGGCUUAAAUAUCUUAAAAAUACAACUCUGGAACGACUUUCCUCCUCUUUAACGACUGAAUUCACUCAUGGUCAUAACAACGAUAAUAAUAAUAUACGUCCAACUCUUGCAUGAUGCACGACUUUUUCCCCCGUUUGGAAUUCUCCUUGAAGGCCUUCGAGUGGCAGUUUACCCCUGUUUUUGUCAAAGGGAAAUAUUUCUAUGCGAAUAUUGACUGUACAAGGCUUUUCUAGCCGAGGGGUUGUUUUCGUACAAAAACCACACACAGACAAAAUCGAUUCACCUUCUUAAGAGCUUGUGAGAACCUUAACCACGUUGAAAAUUUCAAUAUGUAUUUGUCUCUUCACUGGCAUGGAGCUGAAGGUUUAUACACUGUAAAAAGUUGUGCUUAUUUGUGGAGGCUGUCACUUUUUGAGUAACUUCAACUGUUAGCUUUGGUGGUAGCUUCAUGUGGUUGGACUUACUGAAAAUGUGCACGCUUGCCAUAUUUGUUGGAGCGCAGGAAUGAAAAGCUUGUAGUCACGUGUUCAUAGUUGUUUGCAUCAAAUUAGCUAGUUAGCCUUUGUCUUGUAAUGGGGAAUGAAAUGAUUUUGCUAUUGUUCCAUGACGAUUCUUUGAGUCCAAACACUCUCUGCUGGAGAUGAUGCUGUAUUUGAGACCGCUGGGAAUUUGAAGUUAGAAUGGUCACGCACCCGAAAAUAAACACACGCACUUAACCGGACCAAAUAUGGCAAAUUAAUCAUCAAUUGGGAUACAGCACUUAACGAUGGACAUUAACAAUAGAUUUGUGCUUUUUCUCAAAACUGUAACUCAAAAAACACAUUCAUUUGGUUUUAUCUUUGAAUGUCUUUAAUGAUGGCAAAGAAAAACAUUUAUGACCAUAAUGGGAGCCAAUAAUAACUCAUCUGUGUGUUGUCCAUUUCCCAAGAGUUCUUAAAUGCAGCAUUAGCCCAAGCUAGCAGUGAUGCUAACAGAGCAGAAGUGGACCGUUUAUUUUAUCAAUGAAGGAAAAAGAUUUGCACUGACUCUGUGGCUUUUGUGAAAUGGCUACUGCUCUAAUGUUAGUUUUCCUUUCUAAUGUCAAAGUUGCUUACAAUGUAAACAACCACCUUGUACUUAAUGUAAAGAGAAAAAAAAAAUACGGAGAAAACUACAAAACGACGCAAUUGACCUCCUGGUGAACUUCCUGACUGAUUUGAGAUAUGGAUGAAUGAACGGACAGGAACGGGAACCGGGACGACGGCGUGAAACGAUACCAAACAGGAAGCGGAGGUGGGGGGGAAAUGAAGUUACAGCCAUAUUUCGUUGAUUUGUGGGUCAGCGAGCAUAUGUGUGUAUCGUCCUGGUGUCUUAUCUGUCCUCCAUUGCUUUUGUCUUCACUACCGGAAAACUGAAAAUAAGGCAGCGACCAGUUUGUCUAUCUACAUCUAUCUCCAUGUUUUUUGGGAAUGUCGACGUGAUACUUGUGGACACAGUGCAUGAAUGCUAACGUGUGUGUACAUAGUAGAGUUAUAGAGAAUCGUAUCUCAUUAUUCCAAUUAAAAACAAACAAACAAAAAAAAUAGGUCUGAAUGCUGUACAGAUUCAGGAUUUCUCUUCACUUUCUUGAUCUAAAUUGUUUUGGGAGGAAAUUGCACAUUGCAGCAAAGGCGUAUUAAGGCCACACAGCAAAGAAAUAAAAAAUGCACAUGAGAACAAAGUUGAAUGUUUUCAGGAUUUAAGUCACAUGUUCUUGAGGGGGAUUUUUUUUUUUUUAGUAUUGUUUAUUGAUAUCAAGUUUAAUAACCAAAAGUUGUUUUUAGCUUGCCAUCACAGUAUCAAUGAAAUAAUAGUUUUUGUAAGAAAUUGUGGCAUUUUUGUGUUUUUUUUUUCAAAAUGUGACUUAAGCAACGAUGCUCUUAGACUGACAAUAUAUGACUUCAUCCUUGUACAGCUAAUACUAUCAGCUUCAAAAUAAAAUUUCUCAAAAAUAAACAUUAAUAUCGAUAAAUUAUGACUUAUCUAUUUUUUUAGAUAAAUGCUUCUCAUCUGGAAAAUAUAUUUUCUUUACCACGUAAAUUGAUGUGUAUGACUUUACUCUCGGAAAAUGUAAAUUUUGUUCAAAUUUCAGAACAUUAUACUUUACAUUUUAUAUAUUAGUCAUAAUUUUACAUUUCUUUAUUGAUAAAAAGUUGUAUACAUGACAAUACUGAAGUUAUUUUUUUUCCUCGAAAUAAUAUUUGACUAAUAAUUGACUUUGUAUCGCAAAAAUUUACAACUUUUAAUCAUCGAAUAUAUGACUUCAUUCUCAUUAAAUUAAAAAGUUUCAAAAUUGAGCAACUUUAUUCUCGUACAAUUACGACUUUAAUCUUGAAAAUAUACAAAUCUUUAUUCUCACAAUGUAUUUUUUCCUCAUUUCAAUGUGGUCCUAAUUCUCCUUCAUACAUUUCAGUUUUUGGUCCUUCAAAAAAAAAAAAGAGGGAGGGGCAAUAUCUGCUGUUGUUGAAUGAUAAAGAUGGCUGGGACUUCACGUAAAAGUUUAUUUUGACACAAAAGAAAUUUUAUUGUGUAUAUACUGUACAGUGUUAUUAAAAAAAUAAGCGCAGGUGGCUGUCAACGCCAGCCCUUAAGCGAAAUAUUUAUUAGGGGGGGGGAAGAAAGUCGGUGCAGUCAUCAAUGACGUUUAUUGCUUUGUGGGACGUUGCUUUGUUUUUUCACCUUUUUUGGAAUUUCCAACGGGCCUUUUUCCUCCAUUAUUUGUGUUGGUCUGUCUUCACGACUCACUCCAACAACUUGCUGUCGUUCCUAUCAUGCUUUGCGUCAUCCACUUUUCUCUCACAGUUUGCCACUUUUAAAUCAUCUUUGGUCAAAUAGGGACUUUGUUCUUUUGCCUCUGUCCUCUUUGUAUGUAAUCGUGUUUUUGGUUUUUGUUGAUUGAUUCUUAAUAUUAUUUGUCAGAGACCAACGGGAAAGUUCUUUGUGCGUUUGUUUGUAAGCGCGUGUGCGCAUGCGUGCGUUUGUGCGCGUGUGCGUGUUGCCACUAACUGUGACUGCUCUCCAUGGUACUGAUUAAAAAUCCAAUCAAAUAAAGUUUGAGAUACCCUGUUUCAGAGACA
This is a messenger RNA of Syngnathus typhle (broad-nosed pipefish), 8522 nucleotides long. RefSeq names its product solute carrier family 8 member 1b (gene slc8a1b). Gene Ontology annotation, molecular function: calcium:sodium antiporter activity. NCBI's taxonomy places the organism in Eukaryota, Metazoa, Chordata, Actinopteri, Syngnathiformes, Syngnathidae. The record is from RefSeq and is a predicted model, not a curated record. Gene Ontology annotation, biological process: calcium ion import across plasma membrane; cell communication; sodium ion transmembrane transport. The coding region runs from base 796 to 3618 and encodes 940 amino acids. Gene Ontology annotation, cellular component: axon; sarcolemma; postsynapse. The transcript has 13 exons.